Molecule: messenger RNA, 2780 nt
Organism: Paramacrobiotus metropolitanus
Lineage: Eukaryota; Metazoa; Tardigrada; Eutardigrada; Parachela; Macrobiotidae
Product: exocyst complex component 3-like
Exons: 3
Coding region: 132-2405 (757 amino acids)
Biological process (GO): exocytosis; exocyst localization
Cellular component (GO): exocyst
Molecular function (GO): SNARE binding
Source: RefSeq, a predicted model, not a curated record
GGCCGUGGUCAGGUUUCAUUUGUGGAAACGGCAACCUACCCUGCAUUUUGCUGUACGUUUUCGGGUUAAGUUUGUUAGUAAACUGUAAACUGUUUUUUUUUACUGUGAAACCAUGUUUUCCUAAUUCUAAAAUGGACCAGGCGAAGUGGAAAGUGAUUGAAGAAUCCAUUGCGGAUGGGGCUUCGAAGAAUGUGGCCGCGCUUUUGCAUCAGCCUAAAGAUCUGGACGAGAUUCUCCGCGCUCGCAACGAGCAGAUCACCAGCGAGAAAUCCACCAUCGACGUCAUGAUGAAGACCAUGUUGCAGUCGCACGUGGAAGGCGUCCAGCUGUCCAUCGGCAACAUGGACCAUGUCGUGGCCAACACCCGGUCCCUGAAGACCAACUUCCAAGGCAUCCUGAAGGAUCUGAAAGAGAUGAAAACCCUCAACAGCCAGUUCAAGGAGAUCCGCGAAGAACACAGUCGCCACAGCCAACUGGCGGCGGCCGUGGAGAACGCCAAGCAGAUAUUCAACGUGGGAGAAAUUGCCGACCGUACCCGGAAGCUGAUCGACGAGGGAAAACUGCUGUUGGCGCACCAGUCGAUCAGUGAUCUGGAGCGAUCGCGCGAUGAUCUCAUGUUUGAAUUCUUCAAGCAGCCGACCACGUCGCAUCUGGAUCAGGUGCAGUUGGAGAAGUAUUUCCAGCCUGUAGAGUCAUUGUCGGUGCAGUUGGGCAAGCAGAUCUGGGUGCACAUGGGCCGGGCGAUCAAUAUUAUCCGCAAAGAACCUGCCUUGAUUGUGUCGUGUCUGAGGAUCAUUGAACGCGAGGAAAGGCUGGAUGCCAAAGCUUUGGAACGGAAGGCGGCAAGCGGAUUUCUCCCGCAUAACCGACCAAAACAGUGGAAGGCCAAGUGUUUUCAGGUUUUGGAACAAUCGGUGACAGAAAAAAUUGAAGGAUCGCAGUUAACCGAUGCUAGAGCAGAUAAGACGUGGUUGGUGAAACACUUGGAAAUUAUCCGUCAAGAAGUGUUGAAAGAUCUCUCGGUUGUCCGAAGCGUCGCGAUUCCCUGCUUCCCACCAGAAUACGAUAUCAUGAACGUGUACGCCAAAAUGUACCAUAAAGCCAUUGCGAAGCAGAUUGCGGAAUUGAUAGAGCACGAGAAGAUGCAGGCGGAAGAUAUCGUGACGCUGCUGACAUGGUUGGAAGAGUACGAAGGCGAGAACUGUCUCUCGCAUCCUAACGUGCAGCUGGACGUGCGCAGUCUGGGUGCACCGCUGUUGGCACCGAAAAAGACGCAGGAACUGGUGGAGUUGUACGUGCAAGCGACGUCGUUGAAUGUGGACAACUAUCUGUACCGUGCACUAAACGUGGAGAAAGCGGGAUGGUCAAGCGGUCAGAAGCCGGACGAAAGUUCACCCUUCUAUCAGACACAAACGCCUACCGAUGUUUUCCAGAUUUUCGAUCAAAAUAUUAAUAUCGCGGCGAGAAUGGGAGAUGAGAUUUCCAAGAGGAUGUACGUGCUGUGUCUGAGGAAAUUGGCCGAUUUCAGCGACGCAUUGAAGAAAGCAGUGACUGAGUUCAAGGUGGAAAAGUUCAAAGAUCGCACCCAGUUUAUGAAUUACACAGACGUCAUGAUGGCGCUUGUGAAUGACUGCAGUCGCUACGUGGAAUUCAUCCAAGUGUGGGCACAGAAGAAGAGCAAUCUGGGCCACAGUGACAAAGUGAUGGAAUGUUGCAAAUGUUUCGAGCAUGUCAAAACGGAAGCUAUCAGUUGUCUUUUAGAAGAAGUCAUACAAGAUUUGCUUCCGAAUUACAUUUCAGAAUUUUUCACCGUCAAAUGGCUGCGCUCGCAGUCCCAGGCCAUGCAGACCGUCCACAUGACGCUGAUGGAUUACUCCAACGACUACAAACGCCAUCUCAUGCUGCCCAACUAUGUCGAGACCAUGGAGGUGGUGCAGUUAAAAAUUCUGAAGUACUACCUGCAGGCCAUCCUGGAUCGGAAACUGCGUUUUCGGAGUAAUGACGAACGCCAGGAUGCGGCCAAACGCAUCAAAGCGGACAUGGAUAUUCUGACCAAUUUAAAUUUGGACUUGCGGUUUGUCAGCGAAGUCGGCGGUCAGACGGACGAUAGACGUUCAGGGCCAGAUCAGGUGGAUUUGAUGCUGAGCUAUGAUAUUUUCGAGAAUUUUGCCGAGUUGCUCAAGUGCUCAGAGGACAUGAUACAGCUAGAGCUGAGCACGUUUGUGCAGAAAUUCCCCGAUGUGACCGCGCAGCAGCUAGCACGUUUACUGGAUGUGCGCGGAGAUUUGAAGAUUGAUUUAGGUGAUUUAAAUAAGAAUGAUGGGACCAAAGUUUUGGAUGUGAUGUCGGCAGAUUUAGGAAAGAUGAAGGUGAAAACGAUAUUUUCCGAGGUUACCUAUCGCUAAUUUGAUUUGUCUGAUAGUGGACAUUGUCCGCACCUGCAUCUCGGUGAUUUUUUAGCCCUUUAAGUUUCUUUGAAGUUCUGUGUUUUUUGUUACACAAGAUUGGAAAUUUUAAAAGUUUGGCACAUUACUUGUUAUUGCUAUACUUAUGAUGGUGCAUUAUUUACUGUAUCCAAAUACAUGUUGUUCCUGAUUCACUGGCCGUGGCUGGUGGUCUAAAAAAUUCUAUGCAGAAUAGUAGAAAUUUGACGCUACUGUACUUGCACAGCGUAUAAGUGCACCAACACCUGAUUUUAAGUUUCACUCUUAAUUUUUCAGUGGGAUUUUACUUCGGUUUUAUCGGUUGCAUUGUUGAUACACACGAAAGGAAAAAUACAU